AUGGGGCACAGGGGCACACCACACUGCCCAGGGAUGCACCCCCACUGGACAGCUGAUGGAUGCACUGAUUGGUCAGUGGAUUACAAGAAAUAUCAAGUCUUAGUAGGAGAACCUGUUCGUAUAAAAUGUGCAUUGUUUUAUGGAUAUAUAAGAGCAAAUUACACCUUAGCACAAAGUGCUGGACUCAGUUUGAUGUGGUAUAAAAGCUCUGGACCUGGAGACUUUGAAGAACCUAUAGCUUUUGAUGGAAAUAGAAUGAGCAAAGAGGAAGAUGCCAUUUGGUUUCGUCCAACAGUAGCACAAGACAGUGGACUUUAUGCAUGUGUCAUAAGAAACUCUACUUACUGUAUGAAAGUAUCCAUUUCACUGACAGUGGGUGAAAAUGACACUGGCCUCUGCUACAAUUCGAAGAUGAAAUACUUUGAAAAAGCUGAACUUAGUAAAACCAAGGAAAUCUCAUGCCCUGACAUACAGGAUUUUUUAAUACCAUACAGGGAUCCUGAAAUCCUGUGGUAUAAGGAAUGCCAAGUGAGAACCUGGAGACCAAGUAUUCUGUUCAAAAAGGACACUCUUAUUAUGCGGGAGGUCAGAGAAGAUGAUAUUGGAAAUUAUACUUGUGAAUUAAAGUAUGGACUGUUUGUUGUCAGAAGAACUACAGAAUUAACAGUUACAGCUCCACUGACAGAAAAACCACCAAAGCUUUUGUACCCUUCAGAGACCAAACUGACAAUUCAAGAGACACAGCUAGGCCAUUCUGCUAAUCUUACCUGCCGAGCAUUCUUUGGAUACAGCGGAGAAGUCAGUCCUUUAAUGUAUUGGAUGAAAGGCGAAAAGUUUAUUGAGGAUUUGGAUGAAAAUCGUGUUUGGGAAAGUGAUAUAAGAGUUCUUAAGGAACAUCUUGGAGAACAAGAAGUUUCCAUCUCGUUAAUCCUGGAUUCAGUGGAAGAAGGAGACCUCGGAAAUUACUCGUGUUAUGUUGAAAAUGGAUAUGGCCGCAGACACGCCACCGUUAUUCUACUUAAAAGGGAGCUAAUGUAUACCGUUGAGCUUGCUGGUGGACUUGGUGCUAUUCUGCUGCUACUUGUUUGUUUAGUGACCAUCUACAAAUGCUACAAGAUUGAGAUUAUGCUGUUCUACCGGAAUCAUUUUGGUGCUGAAGAAUUAGAUGGAGAUAACAAAGACUAUGAUGCAUAUCUGUCAUACACCAAAGUGGAUCCUGACCAGUGGAAUCAGGAAACUGGGGAAGAAGAACGAUUUGCUCUAGAGAUCUUACCAGAUAUGCUUGAAAAGCACUAUGGGUACAAGUUGUUUAUUCCAGAUAGAGAUCUGAUUCCAACUGGAACAUACAUUGAGGAUGUGGCAAGAUGUGUAGACCAAAGCAAGCGAUUGAUCAUUGUCAUGACUCCAAAUUAUGUAGUAAGAAGAGGAUGGAGUAUCUUUGAACUGGAAACAAGACUUCGAAACAUGUUAGUUACUGGAGAAAUUAAAGUGAUACUGAUUGAAUGCAGUGAACUCCGAGGAAUUAUGAACUACCAGGAAGUUGAGGCCCUGAAACAUACCAUCAAGCUCCUUACUGUUAUUAAAUGGCAUGGACCAAAAUGCAACAAGUUGAAUUCCAAAUUCUGGAAACGUUUACAAUAUGAAAUGCCUUUUAAGAGGAUAGAACCCAUCACACAUGAGCAGGUUUUAGAUGUCAGUGAACAGGGACCUUUUGGGGAACUGCAGACAGUCUCAGCAAUUUCCAUGGCUGCUGCUACCUCCACUGCUCUGGCCACUGCCCAUCCUGACCUGCGCUCCACCUUUCACAAUACAUAUCAUUCCCAGAUGCGCCAGAAACACUAUUAUCGAAGCUAUGAAUACGAUGUACCUCCUACUGGCACCCUGCCUCUUACCUCAAUAGGUAACCAGCAUACCUACUGCAACAUCCCUAUGACACUUAUUAAUGGGCAGCGGCCACAGACUAAAACUAACAGAGAGCAGAAUCCCGACGAGGCUCAUACAAACAGUGCGAUACUGCCACUCUUACCACGGGAAACCAGUAUAUCAAGUGUCAUUUGGUGA
Eublepharis macularius is the source of this 2061-nucleotide messenger RNA. RefSeq names its product interleukin 1 receptor accessory protein like 1 (gene IL1RAPL1). The record is from RefSeq and is a predicted model, not a curated record. Lineage: Eukaryota; Metazoa; Chordata; Lepidosauria; Squamata; Eublepharidae. The coding region runs from base 1 to 2061 and encodes 686 amino acids. Gene Ontology annotation, biological process: negative regulation of exocytosis; signal transduction. The transcript is spliced from 10 exons.